Morone saxatilis (striped sea-bass) is the source of this 921-nucleotide messenger RNA. RefSeq names its product dorsal root ganglia homeobox (gene drgx). Gene Ontology annotation, biological process: regulation of transcription by RNA polymerase II. The transcript is spliced from 6 exons. The record is from RefSeq and is a predicted model, not a curated record. NCBI's taxonomy places the organism in Eukaryota, Metazoa, Chordata, Actinopteri, Moronidae. The coding region runs from base 1 to 921 and encodes 306 amino acids. Gene Ontology annotation, molecular function: DNA-binding transcription factor activity, RNA polymerase II-specific; RNA polymerase II transcription regulatory region sequence-specific DNA binding.
AUGUUCUACUUUCACUGUCCGCCUCAGCUAGACGGAGAGUGCUGUCGCUCCAACACAUUGAAUUCAAGCAGUUUUGGCAACCACGCCCCGGCUGAUUUUGAUGAUGGAUUUCUACGCAGAAAACAGCGCAGAAACAGAACAACAUUUACUUUGCAACAGUUGGAGGCUCUGGAGGCUGUCUUCGCCCAGACUCACUACCCGGACGUGUUCACCCGGGAGGAGCUGGCCAUGAAGAUCAACCUGACCGAGGCCAGGGUGCAGGUUUGGUUUCAGAACCGCAGAGCAAAGUGGAGGAAGACGGAGCGAGGGAGCACAGACCCUGAAGGAGGGAAAGAGCAGAUGAGUGAGGGCACUCCUCCAUCUCGCAGCAUCAACUCUCAGUCCCCAGUGGACCACAGCAGAAAACAGAAAGAACCACUGGAGAUGCAGCAGAGUAUCAACAGGACUGUGGGUCCAAGUGGUCCGUUCUUCCCAUCUUGUAUACCAGGCACCCUCCUCAACUCUGCCACCUACGCCCAGGCCCUCUCACAGGUCGCCACACUUAAAGGUAAUGGUUUGUGCUCCUGCUGUGUCUCUGACCCCAUGGGCUUGUCCUUCCUGCCGCCCUACGGUUGUCAGGGCAACCGCACAGCCAGCGUGGCUGCCCUGCGCAUGAAGGCCCGUGAGCACUCGGAGGCUGUGCUGCAGUCUGCCAACCUGCUCAGCGCGGCGACCGGGCCCGGCGUGGGAGUCCUGUCUGGAGUCGGUGUCAGCACGGCCGGGGUGGCGAGGCCCACGGUGGGCCCUGCCAUCGAGGUGCCCGGAACUGUGGGAAGAGGGGGAGACAGCUCCAGUCCCAGCCCGGCCAACAAGGUCCCUAUCCUGGGGAGCAGUCCUGACAAACACCCUCACUGCUCCAAGGAACCACUGGACAAAAAGUGA